ACAUCAUCAUCGCCAUCAUCAUCAUCAUCAUCAUUACGUUCACUGUCACCAUCACCAUCAUCAGCUGCAUAAUCAUUGAACAUGUAUAAGCACACGGUCAAGUCAAAGCUCACACAAAUGCGCAGCAAUUCGCCUGCAGGCCUGCAGACUGCUGCCACGCCCCAUAAGCAAACAUACGCCCUGGGCGCGGGCAGAAAAUUCCUCUCGCACAUACGACACAAGAUCGAGGACAAUCUAACGCCCAAGCUCAGCGGCAAGCUUUACUACAAGGGCAGCAAGCACACCCGCUCCAUGAGCGCACUUAGCCUGCUGGACACGGGCGGCUGUGUGGGCGGUAAGUAUACGCCCAAGGCAAGCUCCACGGUGGAGGCGACAGCAGCCAAUUCGGUCGCCAGUCAAUUGAUGAGCAGCAGCAUAUGCAGCUAUGUGGACAGCGACGAGGAGGACCCGCUGAGCUUAAGCUUGAGUCUGACGCAGCAAUCGCUGGAGGAUGAGAUCUUUGCCGAGCUGGAGAAGGUGGCGCAUGACGAGAGCAAAUUGCACGAGGUGCUGCAAAGCUUUGAUCAAAUCUUGCAGGAGUACCCAGCAGUGGAGCAACUGCAGCUGGAGCCCUUGCCAGCGCCCCCAGCGCAGUUCAGCGAUCGUCAAAUGCUCGCCAAGUCAUACACGACGCUCAGCAUGAGCACGAGCCUGAGCAGGCGACAGAUCUACCAGACACCCGAGCUGGCCAACUCCAUGCUGCUGCGCCGCAGCAAUUCCAGUCAGCAGCGAUACAAUUCACUGGGCGAGCUGCGACAGCUCAGCGGCAGUCGCAUUCCCAUAUCCAAGCACUCCAGUCUGCGUUGUCUGCAGCCGCAGCCGGCACAGCAGCGCUCCAGAUCGCUGCUUACGCUCAGCCGCAGUCAGGCUGCAGUCAAGACGCCACCGACAGUAGCCAAAGCAGCUCCUAAGCGUGUCAGUUCCACGCUCAAACCCAAACCUGCGCGCAGCGAGGAACGCCCGAGUCCUGCCAAGCGCUGCAGUCGCGUCAUCAGCCACAGCAAGGAGCAUUCACUAAGCGUGCAACGCAAGAAGCAGCAGCAACUGCUACAGCAGCAAAAGCAGAAAGAACUGAUGCAGCAGCUGCGCUAUGCCGACCAGGAGAAAGUGCACAAGCCGCAGCUAGAGUCGUGCAAGAUCAUUCCACCCAAACUGGGCGAGACUUCGGACAAAAAUCAAGAGCUGCUCGUCAAGGUGGUGCAGCUGCAGCAGCAGAAGGCGGCAACGAAAAAAGAACACAAAGUUGUGGAGCAUCAAGCCAGCUCUUCCGAUUCGGACGACUCGGGGCAUAUCAGCAACGCGCCUCUCUCCUCCAGCGCCAACUCUACGCGCAGCUUGUGCGAAUCGGAGGGCGAGGCAGACAUCGAGACAGAGCCAGAGCCACAGGCCAAAAACUGCUGUAGAUCGAAUAAAAUUGCGCAACUGUUGCAAAAGUUUGAGGCGAAAUCCAAUUGUCAAAUGGCUGUGGCACCUGUGGUGGUCACCAAGGUGGCUCAGUUGCAAGCAGUGCGCUGCAUACAGACACAGGUGGAGAUUUAUCCCACCUAUACGAAAGAGGUAACUAUGCGGUACCACUAGAGACCAGAGGCGCAC
Messenger RNA from Drosophila busckii, 1632 nucleotides. RefSeq lists its product as uncharacterized. The record is from RefSeq and is a predicted model, not a curated record. NCBI's taxonomy places the organism in Eukaryota, Metazoa, Arthropoda, Insecta, Diptera, Drosophilidae. Bases 82 to 1617 code for a protein of 511 amino acids. The transcript has a single exon.